AUGCCGGCCGGUACAGAUGUCGCUUUGAGCCGGGGCGACAAAAUCUGUGAAAUUUGUGGCGAUGAAAUACGUAAAUCGGGUGGUAUUACGUGCGACGCAGAAAAUUGCAGUAUAUCUCUUCAUACAAAAUGUUUUGAGAAUAUCGCUAAGUUAUUCUUCACCGAAAGGAAAAAUUGGAGGUGCAAAGGUUGUACCACAAAGUGCAAGUCGACACCUAAUACUCCAGCGACUGACGUUAUAGUGCUUCGUCAUGAAGUAGAAUGCCUCAAUCGUGAGAAAGAGUUACUAGUGAACCUUAACAGUGAAUUAAAAUACAACAAUGAGCUCCUCAAGGAAAAAUUAUCAUUUACAAGCAGUGAAUCAUCAUCCUACGCUGCAAAAACAAGGGGACCAUUUCUUAACCAGGCAAACACAGGUACUGUUUCUUGUAGCACAGCCAAAAAAAGUCAAAAUCAACACAUACUACCAUCAGCUGGGAUUAUUGUUAAAUCGAACAAUAACUCGAUAUCUAAUACUGACGUGUUGAAUGAUAUUAAAAAUAAUAUUAACCCCAAGGAUCUUCAACUGUGUUUAAGUGGUAUCAAGAAAAUUCGCAAUGGUGUAGUUAUUUGCUGCGAUGAUGACAAAUCGUUGGGAAAACUAAAGGAACAUGUUUCUAGCAAAUUAGGAAGGAAAUAUGAAGUUAGUAAUACUAAGCUGUAUAAUCCCCGAAUUAUGGUUAAAAAUAUUCAGAUUCCUGAAAACUCCAGUGUCGCUGACAUUAUUGACAAUAUUUCAUCUAUUAAUGACCUUCAAGAUCUACAAAAUCGUGAAAUUAAAUUUGUAACGAAAUUAAACUACCCUAACGCUACACAUUUGGUACUUGAGGUGUCACCUGAGCUUCAGGCGAGAAACAACGAACUAGCGGAAAUGAUUUCUGAUAUAAAAGCGUUUAUCAAAAAGCUUGAGUUUUGGGAACAAACCGGCCAUAUUCCUGUUCUUUCAAAGAAGAUAUCUCAAAGUCCAUUGGAACCAUAUGACAAUACUUUGAACGAAGAAUUUCCAUAUGAUUUUAUAAAUUUACUACCAAAUCGAAAAGGCGCACCCAAAAACAUAAACCUACCUCCUUUGUAUGAAUCCCCUCUUCCUGUCAACGACAAAAAGAAGAAAAGCAUGGAAGAGCUUCUCCAAUUCAUACCACCAGUUCAUCACAGUUUUUUCAAGAAUCUGAAGACAGAUACCGGACGACUGCUUGUUACUGAAGAAGAAGAAGAAGGAGAAGGCAAACAGGCUCGAGAAUUUCCAGAAAUUCCACAACGUCGUUGGCUGAAAGCUGGAAGCAGGAACAAAUCCGAGGACGUUAGAUUUCAGGAACAGGUAGCAAUUACCUUGAACAAAGAGUGGGUGGUGAUAAUGUCCCAUUAA
Molecule: messenger RNA, 1404 nt
Organism: Acanthoscelides obtectus
Lineage: Eukaryota; Metazoa; Arthropoda; Insecta; Coleoptera; Chrysomelidae
Source: the annotation of a GenBank genome assembly